Messenger RNA from Capronia epimyces CBS 606.96, 2874 nucleotides. Its product is annotated as minichromosome maintenance protein 6. Gene Ontology annotation, biological process: DNA replication initiation; double-strand break repair via break-induced replication; mitotic DNA replication. Gene Ontology annotation, molecular function: single-stranded DNA binding; single-stranded 3'-5' DNA helicase activity; ATP binding. The record is from RefSeq and is a predicted model, not a curated record. NCBI's taxonomy places the organism in Eukaryota, Fungi, Ascomycota, Eurotiomycetes, Chaetothyriales, Herpotrichiellaceae. Gene Ontology annotation, cellular component: nucleus; MCM complex. The transcript is spliced from 2 exons. Bases 1 to 2874 code for a protein of 957 amino acids.
AUGUCAGCCUUAGUGGACUCGAUUCUCAACUCAGAUGCUCUGGGAGCCGCUCCUUCCUCACCACGGCGUACUCACCACGACAUCCCUUCCUCCCGUGCUCGUCCAGCCCCCUCUGAGAGCAAUGGGAUCCCUUCAGAAGCCGACAUAUUUCCAGACGAUGAAAUCGUGGGCGCAGCUCGAGGAAGAAACCGAAACCCCCUGGAUCGGAAUGUAUCGCAGGUCGUAGAUCGCGCAGGAGAAAGAGUCCAGCAGGCCUUUGAGGAUUUCCUCGAGUCACAUACCGAAGAGCCGUCCUCGUCUGCGGCCCCUCCGUCCAGCGAGUUGAAAACUGAUAAAUACUACAUCAAUCAGAUCCAUGGCCUCAGGGAAUUUCAGCUCUCCACACUCUAUGUUGACUACCGACAUCUGUUGUCCUACAAAGAAGGUCCGAUCCUGGCAGAUGCAAUUGCAAGCCAGUAUUAUCGUUUCCUCCCUUUUCUCACAAAAGCUCUGCAUAACCUCCUAGCCAAGUAUGAGCCGAUAUACUUCAAAGAUCAUCGCCAGAUGACCAGCAAUGCAUCUCAAGCUGGUUCCUCGAUGGCGGGGAAUGCAACCAGCGAGGCAAGCAGCCAGGGAGAUAAAACCAUCAACCAACAGACCGACAAAAUAUUCACAUUGGCCUUUUACAAUCUGCCAAUUGUGUCACGAGUACGGCAGCUACGAACAGAUCAGAUAGGCAAGUUGCUUUCUGUCUCGGGCACGGUCACAAGAACAUCGGAAGUCCGUCCAGAGCUGGCUCUAGGGACGUUCAUUUGUGAGGCAUGCAACACCACUGUCCCCAAUGUCGAACAAACAUUCAAGUACACGGAACCGAACGUAUGUCCCAACUUAGUGUGUGGCAACAAAGUGGCCUGGCGACUGGAUAUUCGAAACAGCACCUUCGUGGACUGGCAACGAUGUCGGAUCCAGGAGAACAGCUCGGAAAUUCCGACAGGAAGUAUGCCGAGGACGAUGGAUGUUAUACUUCGGGGUGAGCAGGUUGAGCGCACAAAGCCUGGUGAGAGAUGUAUUUUCACGGGUACUCUGAUCGUUGUGCCGGAUGUGUCUCAGCUGGGCAUCCCUGGUGUGCGGCCAGAGGCAUCGAAGGAGAACAGAAACUUCCGUGGAGCAGAUGCCGGUGGAUCUGGUGUAACAGGUCUGAAGGCUCUGGGAGUCCGAGAUCUCACCUAUCGAAUGGCAUUCUUAGCAUGCUUCUCUUGCCCUGAUACAACGACUCCCGGCCAGCCCGCGAACCAGUUGAAUGGCCAAUCGACAAACAUCCUGAACUCUCUCCACCAGACCGACAUCUUUGAUCAGUAUGACAGUGGAGAACGAGCUCAAGAGGCAUAUCUUGAGACGCUGACGCACGCUGAGAUCGAAGAUUUGAAAUACAUGGUCCAUUCUGACAAGAUCUACAGCAGGCUUGUUCAGAGUCUUGCCCCAAUGGUCUACGGACACGAAAUUGUCAAGAAAGGUCUACUGUUGCAACUCCUCGGGGGGGUUGCGAAGAUGACCCCUGAGGGGAUGCCACUCAGAGGCGACAUCAAUAUCUGCAUUGUCGGCGAUCCGUCGACCUCCAAAUCUCAAUUCCUCAAAUACAUUGCCUCUUUCCUGCCUCGGGCCGUCUACACUUCAGGAAAAGCUUCCAGCGCCGCAGGUUUGACCGCAGCCGUGGUAAAAGAUGAAGAGACAGGAGAGCAUACCAUCGAGGCCGGUGCUCUCAUGUUAUCUGACUCAGGGACGUGCUGCAUUGACGAGUUCGACAAGAUGGAUAUCAGCGACCAAGUCGCCAUUCACGAGGCCAUGGAACAACAGACCAUCUCCAUCGCUAAAGCCGGCAUCCACGCGACGCUCAAUGCACGCACGAGUAUCCUCGCAGCUGCAAAUCCCAUUGGAGGCAGAUAUAACCGCAAGACUACCUUAAGAGCAAACAUCAACAUGUCAGCUCCUAUCAUGUCGCGAUUCGAUCUGUUCUUCGUUAUUCUGGAUGAAUGCAACGAGAACAUUGACCGCCAUCUUGCCGACCACAUUGUCAACCUCCAUAUGCUGAAGGACGACUUUGUACAGCCAGAGUUCUCUACCGAACAAUUGCAACGGUACAUUCGCUUUGCGCGAACGUUCAAACCGGUGUUCACACCACGGGCCAAAGUUUUGCUUGUCGAGAAAUACAAGGAACUCCGCUCCAACGACGCAGGCGGCUUGGGAAGGAACAGCUACCGCAUUACUGUGCGACAAUUGGAAUCGCUCAUCCGUCUGAGUGAGGCCAUCGCCAAAGCCAAUUGUGUCGAAGACAUUACAGAGCCCAUGGUCCUCGAAGCGUUCUCUCUGCUACGUCUGUCAAUCAUCAGCGUGGAAAAGGACGAUGUUGAGGUGGAUGACGAUGAAGAUGAAGCUGAUGCCGAACAAGCUGCGCAACAUGCGCAGGAAGAUGGCGAUAGUCCCAUGGGGGAUGAUGCCCAUGAACAAGAUAAUUCGGCAGGCCAUGCGCAUGGUACACCCGCGCCAACCCGUGCUCCCACGAAGAUUACGUUUGAAAAGUACCAUCAGAUCCAGAACAUGUUGGCAUCACGGAUCCGCGACCUGGAGGACCAAACCGGUGAAGGUCCCGAGCACGAGGAGCUCCUUCUGUGGUAUCUCGAGCAGAUCGAGGAUACAAUCAACAAUGAAGAGGAGCUUGACGCCGAGAGAUCGUUGGCCAAAAAGGUUCUGAAGAGAAUGGUUCGGGAUAGUGUAAUCAUCCCGAUCCGGGGCGAAGGACUCGUUGGAGAUGACGGCGAUGACCAACCCUCGAGUGCUGCAAGCCAGCGACUUGCUUAUGCUUUGCACCCCAACUGCGGCAUUUUCGAUGAUGAAUGA